AUAGUUCCGCGCAUCAACAAAAAACAAUUCAUGUCGCUUGCAAUGACUGGGUAUAAGUAAGGGCCUUCAGGCGCCUUCCCCCCGACAUUCCUUCUUCUGCUUAGUACACUCACUCUAGUCUUUCAUUACCAUGAUUUUUCCAAAUUCUUUGGCAGUUGCAUUCGUCGCCUUUGCGGGCGUUAACGCUGGGCCAUGCCGUCCUUCAUCAUCGGAUACUACGAAUGAGGCCACUACUACCAUCACAAGCAACCUUGAAUCAACGACCAAGGCUAACACUUUCAUUCUGGAUACCACCGAGACUACUACCGCCACAUCCGCUCACUCCGAUGAGUCCACCACGACCAUCCUCACUGUGACCGAGACUUCAGCAGCUACUGAGUCUGACACCACUACCCUCUUUACGACCACCAGCCAAGACCUUCCCACUACCGUUACUACUACAACCGCCGCCAUGACCACCUCUGAGGCUCCCGAGACUCCCGCACCUCAAUGUGCUGAUCUCGCCAACCCCUACGUCGCAGAUGAUGGCACCGGAUAUGAGCUCAGGUGUAAUUGGAGAUUUGAUGGUUACGCAGAUCUCGAGUAUUACACAGAUAGCACGAUGGAGAAGUGCAUCAAGGCUUGUGGUCAGAAUGGCGAUUGUAACUACGCCCAGUUCGAGACUGAAUACAGUCUGUGUAUUUUGAUCGGAACGGGUUUCGACUAUUCUAGCAAUAGCCCUGGGUUUGCUGUUGCUGUUAAACAGAGGCCUAAUUGAUCGAGGGCUCUGUUAACGAGAGAGAUGCUAUUCUGUUCAAAUAUGUUUUUCUGUAACAAGUAAUCACCCAGUGUCUUUCUUAGCUUGCUUAGUUUGACUGCCACUUAGUAUCUCAUGCUUCUUAUUAGACUAUGAUAUAUCCUUAAUUGCAAGGUAUCAUAGAAAAGAAAUAAUGUUAGUUUUCUUGGUAUUAUUUGGACUCAACUUGGAAC
Molecule: messenger RNA, 969 nt
Organism: Fusarium redolens
Lineage: Eukaryota; Fungi; Ascomycota; Sordariomycetes; Hypocreales; Nectriaceae
Exons: 1
Coding region: 131-757 (208 amino acids)
Source: RefSeq, a predicted model, not a curated record